This is a messenger RNA of Xiphias gladius (swordfish), 4648 nucleotides long. RefSeq names its product DEAH (Asp-Glu-Ala-His) box polypeptide 29 (gene dhx29). The record is from RefSeq and is a predicted model, not a curated record. NCBI's taxonomy places the organism in Eukaryota, Metazoa, Chordata, Actinopteri, Istiophoriformes, Xiphiidae. The transcript has 28 exons. Gene Ontology annotation, biological process: translational initiation. Gene Ontology annotation, molecular function: RNA helicase activity; RNA binding; ATP binding. The coding region runs from base 162 to 4310 and encodes 1382 amino acids. Gene Ontology annotation, cellular component: intracellular anatomical structure.
CCGUGUGGUCCAACCCGACGUGGAAACGCACAGAUCAGAAACACAUACUGGCCUCAUUUUUGUUCUCUAUUCAUAAUCACCACCUUUUAGGGCCUCGCCGAUGACCUGACAUUACUUGUCCGCAUAAGGGGGCCACAUCCAGGUUGUGUUUUGGUGACUUAAUGGGUGGAAAGAAGAAGAAAUCGGCUGCUCCGGUGACCCCGGCAGCAGCAGCAGCAGCAGCGGGCAGGAGUGGUGCCGCCGCUGCGGCGGGGAACAGCGAAGCUGAGGAGCCGAAGAAACAGCCUGCCAGCAACAAGCCGGUUAAGUCAGCCAAAGACAACAAGUCAAAAGCUCCAAAGACCUACAGUCUUGCCAACACUGCCCAGGUCGACACAGGUGCAGCCUCAGACAAGUCGAUUCUCAAAGUUGCUAUCCAAGCCGACCUUGAGAAGAAGAUCAUCAGGCAGAUCAAUGACUUCAGACAGGAGAAUGGGGACAAAGGGCCCAUAUCAGGCAGACUUACAAGCAAGAAACUGCUGGACCUGUACACAGCUCUGCAGAAGUUCAACUUUAAGAGAGAACACAUUGAGGAGGCGAUGAAGAGCAGUGUGCUCUACGGAGGGGAUCUCCACUCUGCUCUCGACUGGCUCUGCCUCAACCUUAAAGAUGAGGAGCUGCCAGAAGGUUUCAGCCAGCAGAUGCAGGAGGAGAGCCAGAGGAGCAGGCCCAGGUUCCAGGCUCCUGCUCAGCAGAUGCCUGCCGUCCCGAGCCCCAAAGCACCCAACAACGCCGGCAAAGAGACCACCAAGGCCACAGAGAAGGAUGAAGCUGCGAGCAUGAAGGACUGGAUCUUGAGGUAUGCCGAGCAGAGCAGUGAUGAAGAGGAGGAGGAGGAAGGAGGGGAGAACACUGCGCACAAUCCUGAACUGGAGGAAAAGUUUGACCCAAAUGACCGGUAUUUGGUCCUCACUGCUCAACUGUACGACACGAAAGAAAUGGCAGCUGCUGCAAAGAUGAAAGGAGACAAGGCGGGACAGAGGAUGGCGCAGGACAGGAUACGCAUCAUACAGCAAGAAAUGAAGCAGCUGGAGUCCCACCCCAUGUUCAAUCCAGCUAUAAAAGUGGUGGACGUGCCUCAGAAGGAAAAGAAAAUACUUCCUGUCAGAGAGGACAAAGAGGACAUCACCUUCAGUUUAUUUGAACAAGCUGAAAAGGAGCCUCCUGCCGAGAAAGCUGUGAAAAAGAACGAGCCCAAGGACAUUCGUAAUUUUGACUACACGGCUCGCAGCUGGACAGGAAAGUCUCCCAAACAGUUCCUCAUCGAUUGGGUCCGAAAGAACCUGCCCAAGAGUCCGCCACCGGCUUUUCACAAGGUUGCUGCUGGUAGAUAUUGGAGAUCUAAGGUGCGUGUUCAGAGGGCGGAUGAUGUUCUGGAGGUUUGUCCCACCAUCCUGACUGAGGACAGCAUGCAGGCUCAACAUCUGGCAGCCACACUGGCACUCUACAACCUGGUUAAAGGACAGUCAGUGCACCAGCUCCUUCCUCCAACCUAUAGAGAUGUGUGGUUGGAGUGGAGAGACAGUGAGCAGCAGCAACAGGAAGAGAGCCGCACUGCUGCCAACAAACCUCGAGACCAGUUCAUCUCCCGCCUCCUGACCAGACUCAAACAGCAGCAGAACCAGAGCCAGGGGCAGGGCUCUGAAUCCCAAGACCAGGCCGGCAGGCUGGGUGGGGGUGGGGACGAAGAGCCUGAAGAGUCCUGGGAGAACCUGGCUGGUCUUGAUAUUGGGGAGGGAGAGAGGGAACUGGAGGACAAGAGUGAUAAAAGAGGGGGGAGGAGAGAAGGAGCAGGAGCGCUCCAGGCAUCCAGGGAGCUCUUAAUGAAGCUGAGGAAGUCCUCACUUGCCCACAAACUGCAGGCAGAGCGAGAGCAGCUUCCCGUCUUCCAACACCGGCAUCGUGUCCUGGAGGCUCUGCAGCGCCACCCCGUGGUGGUGGUGGCCGGUGAGACGGGCAGCGGAAAGAGCACUCAGAUCCCUCAGUUCCUGCUGGAGGAGCUGCUGACCGGGGGCAAAGCGGCACAGCCCUGCAACAUCGUGGUGACCCAGCCCCGCAGGAUAUCUGCCAUGAGCCUGGCAUGCAGAGUCAGUCAGGAGCUCGGUUGUGAGGAUGGACCGGGAUCGAAGUCGUCGCUGUGCGGAUACCAGAUCCGGAUGGAGAAUCAGUCUGGGGAGUGGACCCGUCUGCUAUACUGUACUACAGGGGUUCUGCUCAGGAAGCUCCAGCUUGACAGAUACCUCAGCUCUCUGACGCACAUCAUUGUAGAUGAGGUCCAUGAGCGCAGUGUCCAGUCAGACUUCCUCCUAACCAUCCUGAAAGAUGUUGUCAUGAAGAGAUCCGACCUGCAGCUGAUCCUCAUGAGCGCCACAGUGGACUGUGACAAGUUCUCCAGCUACUUCAACCGCUGCCCAGUGAUCAACAUCCCUGGCAGGACUUUCCCAGUGGAGGUGUUUCACUUAGAAGACAUAGUGGAGCAGACGGGGUACAUCCUGGAAAAGGACUCAGAGUACAGCCAGAAAAUUCUUGAAGAAGAGGAGGAAGUCAGCGUCUCUGUCACCCAAAAAGGCGGCAAGACAUUACAACACCAGGAGGUGAUAGUGAGGGACUCCCCCUCAGGCUGGGACCUGGGUCCUGAGCUCGACCACUUCAGUAGCAGGACCCGGCAGGUGCUGCAGUACAUGAACCCUAAUAAGAUCAACAUGGAUUUGCUGGUUGACCUCAUUGACUACCUAGACAAAUCCCCACAAUUUGCGGCUUUGGAUGGAGCCGUUCUCGUGUUCCUCCCCGGUCUGGCUCACAUCCAGCAGCUGUACGAUCUGCUCUCUUCAGACAAGAGGUUCAAGGACAAAAGCAGGUACAGGAUUGUUGCUCUCCACUCCACUCUUUCAUCCAAGGACCAGGCUGCUGCCUUCACAGUGCCCCCUGCUGGUAUUAGGAAGAUUGUGCUGUCGACUAACAUCGCCGAGACAGGUGUGACUAUUCCUGACGUCGUGUUUGUCAUCGACACUGGGAAGACCAAAGAAAACAAGUACCAUGAGAGCAGCCAGAUGAGCUCUCUGGUGGAAACUUUUGUUUCCAAGGCCAGCGCCCUCCAGAGGCAGGGGAGAGCGGGACGGGUCCGGAACGGGUUCUGCUUCAGACUCUACCCAAAAUACAGGUUUGAUGCCUUCAUGGAUUACUCCAUACCAGAAAUACUACGGGUCCCACUGGAGGAGCUCUGCCUUCAUAUUAUGAAAUGUCAGUACGGCUCCCCGGAGGACUUCCUGAGCCGGGCGCUGGAUGCUCCUCAGCCCCAGUCGGUCAGUAAUGCCAUCAACCUGCUGAGGAAGAUCGGUGCGUGUCACCCCAGCAAUCAUCUCCUCACCCCUCUGGGACACCACCUGGCGAGUCUGCCUGUCAACGUGAAGAUUGGCAAGAUGCUGAUCUACGGCGCCAUCCUCUGCUGCCUGGAGCCCAUAGCAACGAUCGCAGCAGCCAUCACUGAGAAGUCGCCCUUCUCCACACCAAUGCACAGAAAGGAUGAAGCUAACCUGGCCAAAGCUGCACUGGCAUUGGCCAACUCUGAUCACCUGACCAUAUACAAUGCAUAUCUGGGGUGGAAGAACUCGCAGAUUGAGGGGCCGAGAGCAGAAAUGUCCUACUGUAGGAAAAACUUCCUCAAUCGAACAGCUCUCAUUACGAUAGAGGAUGUGAAGCACGAGCUGAUGAAGAUGAUGGAGCAGGCAGGUUUCUGGUCGUCUCGCUCCUCUUCUCGCUCCAAGCCGCAGGCGGCCUCGCUGUCCAAGCAGCAGAUCUCAGUCCUGAACGCCGUGCUGACGGCAGGGCUCUACGACAGCGUGGCCCGGGUCUUGUGCACCCCCUCUGUGGAUAUGCUUGAGCGAGUGGCCUGCACAGUGGAGACCCCUCAAGGCAAGGCUCAGGUCCAUCCCUCAUCUGUUAACCGCAACCUGCAGACACACGGCUGGCUGCUGUACCAGGAGAAGGUGAAAUACACUAAGAUCUACUUGCGAGACACCACUCUGGUAUCUCCUUUCCCCAUGCUGCUGUUCGGAGGGGACAUCGAUAUUCAGCACAGAGAGAGGCUCAUCACACUAGACGGAUGGAUACACUUUCAGGCUCCCGUACGGAUUGGUGUGAUCUUCAAACACCUGAGGAAGCUGAUGGACUCUUUGCUUGAGAAGAAGCUGGAGAAUCCCAGAAUGAAUCUGGAAGGUGAGAGAACCAUCCAGAUGAUUCUGGAGCUUAUCAAAUCAGAGCAUGGGGCCUGAAAUCGGACCACCAAAAGGGCUAUUUGUCGAAGAAGAACCUGUAAAACCAGGACCUUUUCACACACUAUAAACAGGCUCUGUGUCCAGUGGUCCUGCUGACAAAUUGCUUCCCAUUUCAACUCCGCUAUUCAGGAUUAACACCUGCGGACAAACAGCACCCACAGGACAGAUGUGGGCGUCCUAAGGAUGAACCGAUAGUUACCAGGAACUCUUACUCACAUUGAGGAGGACUGUAGAAUAUGAAAUGCAAAAGGACAUCCUGAAAUUUGAGAGUAAAAAUCAAUAAUGAGAUAAUGAUGUUGCCAACUGUGGUGGAAAUACAACUGUAUUAAUUUUCA